This is a messenger RNA of Ceratosolen solmsi marchali, 443 nucleotides long. RefSeq names its product NADH dehydrogenase [ubiquinone] 1 beta subcomplex subunit 3 (gene ND-B12). Gene Ontology annotation, biological process: electron transport chain. The transcript has a single exon. The record is from RefSeq and is a predicted model, not a curated record. Gene Ontology annotation, cellular component: mitochondrion. Bases 11 to 328 code for a protein of 105 amino acids. NCBI's taxonomy places the organism in Eukaryota, Metazoa, Arthropoda, Insecta, Hymenoptera, Agaonidae.
UUUAUUUAGAAUGGGCAAAGGUCACCAUCAGUUACCAAAAAUUCCUAAUGCAUCAGUAUAUAAAAUUGAUAAUUCUGUAGUAUUGAUGAAUUUACAAAAGAAAUUAGCUGAAAAAGGAUUAAAGGAUCCAUGGAUAAGAAAUCAUGUUUGGCGCUUUGAAGAUUAUAAUAGAUCGAAGUAUCCUAAAUCUAUAUUUUCAUCAUUUUUUUUACAAGGAUAUAAAUAUUGGAUUCCAUUAAUUGGAUUAACGAUUGCAGUCGAAUCAUUUUUAGGUAUUGAUUAUAGUGGACAUGGUCAUGGACAUGAAGCUGAUAGUGAACAUCAUUGAACAUGGUAUAGAUAUAAUCGACAAAUUUUGUUUUGUAUUACUAAACCGCAUAUUGUAUAUUGCCAAUAUAUGAUAGUACUCAAAUAAAAAUAAAAUUAUCUUACACAAAGCAAUA